CAACCUUCACGCUGGUGAAAAGUGAUAAUCAAUCAAUCAACCUCAUUAUCCUUUGGUCCUGGAGUAAUUCGUUUCGUGUUACGAAGCGGUUAAUUGAUUGUUAGGACCCGUUUAUUGGUUAGUUUAUUGGUUUUGAAGACGUUGGUAAUGGAUGAAGAAGUAGCGGAAGACUUUGACUGUCCGAAUCUUCUCUGUGAUGAACAGGAGCCUCUGGAAACAAGCAAUGUACGAGAGAGAGCGCCGAGAAGUAAGAGGAAGAGGAAGAGGAAGAGAGAAGAAGAGGAGCAGGUGUUUAAUGAGAGGAGGGGAAAAAAGGCAAAGGAAGAAACAGAGCAAGAUGGGAACGAAAAGAGAGUUUCUGAGAAGGACUGUGAUGCUGCACAGGGUGAAGGUAAGACGAAGUCACUCAGUAGGGUGGAGGUGGACAAGAACCAGGAGGUGCAGAGGGAGGACAGUAGGAAAGACGGUGAUGAGGGAAGGAAGUCCGACGAGCAACCGUGCGGAGAAUCAAAAGUGGAGCAGAAAAAGAGCAAGAAGAGGCGAGGAAGGAAACAAAGCGAGCGAAUUAGAAACAAGAGGGGGGUGAAAGAUGGAGGUGAGAAACUGGAGGGAAAAAAGAGGUGUGAGGCACAGGAAGUGUCAGUGCAGAGCUCCAAGGUGAGCUCGGCUCUCUCAGAGCCUUUUUUUGGACUGAUGAACAGCAGUGAUGUGUCCGACCCCAUUUACCUAGGCUGUGGAGCAACAGGCUUGUAUGGAGCAACUGUUCCCAUCCCACUGCUCUACUCCUCCUCACAAACUCCGGUCACUAUCCAGCCUGCACCUCCUCCUUCUCAGGGGACAAAACGACCUCCCAGUCCCCUGCUGUCUCACAGUCUGCCCCAGCAGGGGCCUCAGUCUCUAGAGAUGGAGAUAACCCAGGUUUACUCCACCCGACGCUCCAUUCGCUAUAGUGCCAGGGGCCAGCGUCACUCCAUGAGUUUCCCUCUGUUGUCAGAGCUGGAGACGGUGGACGGCUGCCUGCUGCCACCUGCACCCAAGAAGAAAACACGAACGCUCUACAGCACAGAUCAGUUGGAGCACUUAGAGGCCCUGUUCCAGGAGGACCACUACCCUGAUGCAGAGAAGAGGAAAGUGAUUGCUGCGUCAGUUGGUGUCACCCCUCAGAGAAUAAUGGUCUGGUUUCAAAACCGCAGGGCUAAGUGGAGGAAAGUAAAGCGCUCUAUCACGAUGAAGGCUGAACACAAACAGAGCAAAGUUGAGUUCACCAGCAGCCCCCCACAGUUUAAUCAUAUGCCACCCACACUGGCAUCUAACAGCAACGGAACUUCCUGUUUUCUUGGACAUUUUACCGACAAACUGCCCCAGUUUCCCUCGGAAGCCUGUUCUUACAACACCCUGUCCAACCAGACCUCAACCUCCUACAGCCACCUGCUGUCCAGCCCUGGUCAGUCCAGAGUGAGGGAAGGAAGUCAGCAACAGCUUUCAUCUCAGGCAGAGCUGACGGACUACCACCCUCGUCCCAUGCACAGCCCUCCCCCCCUGCGGAGAGCCAGCCUUCCCAAUUUCUCUAUGAUGUACAACCCUGCCAACUCCACUGCACCUCUGCUCAACACCCCAGCUGUAACGCUACCCCUGUUUCUUGAUGCUCUGGAGGAAGGCUCCUCCUCAGCCCAUCGUGACACCCAGUCCCUGCAGAUGGACAUCAGUUCUUUGUUUGACUUUGGGGAGAAGCUCGACUACCCGACAUCCAGCCAGCAAAGCAGCAGUCUCUCUUUCCCACUUCACACCUCCUUCUCGUCCAGCCAACAAAACCAGUCUCAAGCAACGCUACCCCGCCUGGCCUAUCUCACUCCCUCUCCCUACCUCACCCCAAAUCCUCCAGAUUCCAACCCUAACUCCUACCUGACCUUUGGCCCUGGAGGAAACACUACAGGAGUGGUAACGUACUCCACUGGGGGGCACUCUUACUUCCAGUCUCAAAGUGCUGAACAGAUCCUGCUGCAGUCUGCCGGUCAGCAUGGUGGGAUCACAGCGUACCAGUCCCACCCCUGGGGUAACUUGUACAGCCAGUCAGCCGUGUACCAGCAAACUCAGUGCCCUUCAUCUCUACCUGCCAGCAUGGGUGCUUCAAGAGAGCCACAGCCCCCCUCCUCCACCUACCUGCACUUCCCUCCAUUUUACCCCCAAGGGGAUCUCGCUGUCUCACAGGAACACUCCCCGCUUUCUGCACAUGCUCAACCAUCGACCACCAUCAACAGCACCACCUCCACCUCCACCUCUACCACCACCAUCCUCCCACCUGUGUCCACACUGCGUCCUUCACACCUCAGAGGGGAGAGCGCAUCGCUGUCACCUUCCCAGGUCAGCCCUGCCUCCCCAGAAAGUCCUCCAGUGCCCCCUUGUGUCAAGAUUGAGUAUGAAAGCCCCCAAGAGAUUCAGAGCCACUUCCACUGUGACUUCUCCCCCACACAUUUUUGAAGUGUUUGUGUUUCUUUCAAGUAUUUAGCUAGUUUCUUUCAAAGUGUUUCAGGGAGAGAAAUGUGUUUUAUUACAUAUAUAGGUUUGUGUGAGACAUCAAGUCUGUGACCUGAAGAGUUCUGUGUUAUGUCAAAGUUUUAUAAUUUAAUUUAACAGGUAGGUUUGUUGUGUGGAUGGGUGAUACGACGGAGCUGUCGACAAAUCGACAAAGUGAUAUCCUAAAGCAUUAUUUUUUUUGUUUCAUAUUUAAGUGUGAUUUAAAAUGUAAAGACAGACAUUCCAGGAUGAGCCUUGGUUAAAAAAACAAACAAAAAAAAUGGUUAAUAUUUGUAAAAGAUGUGUUAAUGGUAGAUUUGGUUGUCGGUGUGAUGCCAGAGGUAUUAGAAUGGUGAUUACAGUAUAUGUAAAGGGAAAACAUUCACUUAGGCUGACAAUAGGAUGAAAAGAUGAUAGGCACCAAACUCUAUACUAAGUUAAUGUAGCAGAACAUUAAGAUAUCAAACAAAAAAGUGUGUGUAUUUAUAUAAACAUAAACCAGUUCCUUUGA
Cynoglossus semilaevis (tongue sole) is the source of this 3025-nucleotide messenger RNA. RefSeq names its product NOBOX oogenesis homeobox (gene nobox). The record is from RefSeq and is a predicted model, not a curated record. Gene Ontology annotation, biological process: regulation of transcription by RNA polymerase II. Gene Ontology annotation, molecular function: RNA polymerase II cis-regulatory region sequence-specific DNA binding; DNA-binding transcription factor activity, RNA polymerase II-specific. NCBI's taxonomy places the organism in Eukaryota, Metazoa, Chordata, Actinopteri, Pleuronectiformes, Cynoglossidae. The transcript is spliced from 9 exons. The coding region runs from base 148 to 2478 and encodes 776 amino acids.